This is a messenger RNA of Argiope bruennichi, 713 nucleotides long. RefSeq lists its product as uncharacterized. Bases 71 to 514 code for a protein of 147 amino acids. The record is from RefSeq and is a predicted model, not a curated record. The transcript has 3 exons. Lineage: Eukaryota; Metazoa; Arthropoda; Arachnida; Araneae; Araneidae.
CCGGCUUCAAAAAGGUUUUGUCUGAUUUGAAGCGAGGAGUCCCAAGAUCGGAUAGCAGAAGAAUUAAAAGAUGUUCGCUAAAUUGUGUAUUUUAGCCCUGGUGCUGUGUUACGUCGUGGUUGCUUCGCAUCAAAGCGUGAGAUACAAGUAUUUCGAUGAGUACCUGUUGCAUUUGGAGAAACGCCAACAGACAAUCCUAGUCGAAGAAGUGGAAAUCAAGGUUGCUAGUCCUUUGCUUAUUCGAACAGGUCUUGUACGAAGCAAAGAAGAGCAAUGCUGCAUGCUUGGACAGAUAGCUGGCGAGAAAGGGUAUCAUUGUUUUUCUAAAUUCUACGCUGCCCGCAUAUUGUACAGAAACUACAAUCGAGCUCACAACAAAAGGAUCCCAGCACUGUUAAAAGGCAAACCCAAUCCAACAGCUGACAAGCUCAUGCGCAGUUUUGGACAGUGUGUUGCCAACAGAGGAGCCAUCUUCUAUAAGUGCUGUCGACAUGCUGCCAUGCGCAGCUCUUAAAUACCCACUGUACAAAUAUGUAAAUAAUUUAAACAGUGCUUCAUGGCUCAGUCGUACUACUGAUUGUUUAAUACAGAACUCAUUCGCAUUAUUUCAUUCUAAAGGGAACUUUUUCUGAUGCUUGCGAAUCAUGCAUGCAUGAUCCUUAUCAACGAAAAGUUGUAACAUCAGGAUUUAACCUGUAUUUUUUAUCACAUUA